Molecule: messenger RNA, 3486 nt
Organism: Argiope bruennichi
Lineage: Eukaryota; Metazoa; Arthropoda; Arachnida; Araneae; Araneidae
Exons: 2
Coding region: 437-1945 (502 amino acids)
Source: RefSeq, a predicted model, not a curated record
GCAUCCUUGGCGCAGCUAGAGGCACAGUGAACUUCACUUUUAAAUUAAUUAGUAUAAAUUAAUCUGCGUCUGAUUUUAUAUUCGAUUUAGUGAUUAGGGACUUCUUAAGUUUACGUAUAUUACCAUAUCAUUUUUGUCAUUUAAAAUUCUUAAAAAUUUGAUACAUUGUCUACUUAACAUUCCUAAGGAAUAUAAUCAUUAUAUAGGUGCAAGCAUGGUAUCAAACAAAUACAAGGAGUGGACAUUAAAAAAAGGGCUUUGAACCUCAGCUUGUACUACAAUAUAGGCAGUAUUCUAAAAUAAGUGUAAAAGAUUAAUAAUAGUAGGAAACAUUUCGUUAGGAAUAAUACAUUGUAUGCAACCAUUCUCGGUUGUGCUUCGCUUUAAAGCGCUAAUUUAUUAAAAAAGUGAAACGAUAGUUUUGCAUCAGAGAACAAUGGAGUUAGAUUUCAGAAGCAUGAGCCGGUUGCCGCUGAAAGAUCUUGCUUUAAGAAAAGUUGCUGCCCUUCUAUGUAGUCAUCCUACCAUGCAUGCGCAUGCUGCUGUAGUAGCAUUGCAGCUGAAUAGAGACGCAGAGGUAGAUGCACUAUGCGAAUUUUUCAAAAAUGCAGUAACUACACUUUCGUUGCCGGCAACAAUUAGUGAGGAUUUGGUUAUUGUAAUGCAGUCUGUUUUUAAAGAAAUAUUAAAAUGGUUGGUCGUCAACAGAGAGAUUUUAGAACCGGAUGAAUUGAAUUUGGACAAUCCAGAGAAUCUAAAGCACAUACAUUGGACACCUCUGGGAACUGUGGAAUUUCGGGAAACUGCUGCAGCACUGGUCCGCCACGGAAAGUUGUCCAUAAUGCAGCGCUACAAGUUGGCUUGCCUCUACUGCCUGGAGGACGACGUUCGAGACCUUUGGCGAAUGAUACCUCCACGGCGUAAAGGGAGUUUCUAUGACAACUCAAAGGCCUGGAAGGUCGGGCUGAGAAAAAUGGUUGUUAUUUGGACUUACACCAUAAAAAGACAAACGAAUGAUGUCGGUAGUAUCCUCGAGUUUAUUCAAGAAAGAGGCCACUUCUCCUUCAACCAGUUGGCCUUUGAAAGCGCUGCUGUCCAAGGUUAUUUCCCAGCAACUCAGUAUUUCUUUGAAAAGUUAACUUUCGCAGAAAGAGAAGAAUCAUUGUUGAGAACCGCCCGCGACGUUAUUCAGCAACGCGUUGCCACUGAGUGGUGUCCCUACCACGAAGCCCUGGGACUUAGCGAUGUUCUGUGUUUCUUGUUCUCUGUGAUGCCUGCAGAUCAAGUGAAGGAAGUGCUUAAAGAAAAACCCUGCAAGACAUUGCAGUGCUUUUUUUAUUGGCCAAGGCAAGAUCUCUCUGGCAGAGUUGCAGAAUGGGCGUUACCUCAUGCUGAAGAACGCGAUUUCGGUGGGCUGCUUUUCGUUCUGGCUCGAAGACAUUCUUUUAUAUAUAAUUUUGAGAAAGUGUUUCGGGAUAUAUUUCGGGUCACUCCCAGUAAUCUCAGAAAUUAUAUUGCGUCGAUGUUUCAACUUUAUGUGCAAGAUCUUUUGAAUUUCGAAGAUACCAUAACCAUCAAAUUCCUUCUCAGAACUCUGAACGCCUCUGAGUUAAACCAACUCGUCUCUGGCGAUGUAGCUGAGCUUCGUUGCCAUAAAACAAAGGAUGAUAAAUGGGAUUUUUUUGCUCGUUUCGUUAACGAUGCCAGAUUGUCCCGCGAAGAGAAAAUGAAAUUCGCAUCCUUUUUUAUUUCACAUUUUGAUUCAUUAAUGGAUCUGGAAUCACGUCAACGUUUCCUAAAGUUUGUGGAGGACCUCGUUCCAGUUGUUUCAGAACGCAAUCAAGUAGAUGAAUCUCACUCAGCCGAAGAGUCUGAUGAGGCACUAAAAAAAAGGCUUGUCAAGAAGCGCAAGAGAACCAGAAGAGGACGAUCGAAGCGCCACUAAUAUGAGAUGCUUUUUUUUUUUUUUUUCAUUCUGAUUAAGAGGUGCUUGCAUAGAGCUCUGCAGAAGUGCAACUCUCCCAACUUUUUUUUAAAAAGUUUAUAAGUUACUUAUUUAAUUUUGCUCCUGUGCUGUAAUCAAAUGCAUUUGUUUCUUAUUUAUACAGUUUACGUUAGGAAGAUAUUUUCGAAAGUACAUUACGGCGCUGUUAGGAAACAGAAUUUUAAAUUGUUUUCUACUUGUCAAAAAUAUAUAUUUUUUUUAAUUCUAAAGUCUGAAAAUAAAAGAAAGUAAGGACAAUUCAUCUUAAUUAAAGCAUAUGUAGAUUUAUAUUUAUAUUAUAAUAAAAUAUAUAUAAAAUUUAUAUUAUAUAUAUUUUUGCUGAAGUUUUCGUGCUUUUUUUUUUUAUUGUUCAACUGUGUCUUUGUUAAUUUUUAUAAACUAGAUUGCACUACAGGAAAUAUAAUUGUUAUUAAUGUUUUUUAAAAUGAUGUUAAAAGAAACCUUUAUUAUUUAAAAAUGCUGCAAAUUAUCGGGAUUUUCAAUUUUUUUGAUAUAUGAUUGUCAUUUUGCUGUAAGGUAAUUUUAAAAUUCGAUUCAAAGACAGUUUAUUUAUUUAUUUUUCAGUAAGUUACAUAUAUAAAUAUUUUGUCUUGUAAAUUAUAUUCUUGCUGUGUGAUAUUGCAAAACGAAACAGGACAGUGCAGUUAUUUAAAUGUUUUGCAAUACUUUGCUGUUUAAAGGAGCAAUUUUUUAAAAUUCUAGAUCUUUUCCUAAUGUCUUUUAACUUGGCAUUAUCAUUUUGUUUAGUAAAACGUAUGAAUGAAUAUUUUGUAUUGUGUAAAUUGUAUCUGUGGUAUAUGAUACUGAAAAAUAAAACUGGACUGUGUGCUUUUAUAAAUGUUAUGCGAUACUUUGUCCUUUAUGGGACAAUUUUUAAUAGCUUGACAUUGUUCCUAUCAACUUCUAAAAUAUUACUGAAUAAAAAAGAAAAAAAAUUCUGCCAUUAAAACUGUUCUAUGCCUCAGAUUAUCAAGAUAUGUAAUCAACUGGCUUAAAAAUUCUGAUUUUUAGUGAAGUAAAUUUAAAAUUGUUCAAAAAUGUAUUCAUUUUUUUUUUAUUUAUUUAUUUUUAUUUUUUUUAUCCAGCAAGUUGCAUGUGUGAAUAUUUUGUAAGUUGUGUUUUUGCUGUUCGAUAUCGCAAAACAAAACUGAACAGUGAAAUUUUAUAAAUGUUUUAUUCUAUAAAGGAAUAAUUUCUUAGAUCCUUAAUUGUGACAAAAAGGAUAAAAGACUUCAUCUUUAUUGGAAACCAAAAAAAGGAGCGUAGAAGUGUUUGGGUUUUCCUAAAAAGUUUCACUGAUAUUUAUCCCCCCCCAAAUAAUAAUAAUAAUCUAUUGGCAACACUUUUUUAUUUUAAUUCUUUGUGAGUGUUUGUAAACAUUAAAUAGUGAAGUCAUUUUAUUCGUAUAAAUGUGUUUCUAACAAAAGUUGCUGUGUGAUGCAUGUUUGUGUGUUAGAUGUAGGCAAAUCUUGUUUGUAAAA